AUGAAAAAAAGAAAAAAUAAAAGGAAAAUUAAUUAUCAUGAAGAAACAUUUACUUAUAAAAAUAUAGAAAAAUAUGAUGAAGACGUUAUAGAUAUAGAUAAUAAUUUUCUAAAAGUUCGUAACAAGUAUUCGAGUAUAUUGAAAAAAAUAAAUAUAUAUUCGGAAAAAAAAGAAAAGAAAAAUUAUAUAAAAGAAUUGAAAAAUGAUAUUAAUAAAAUAACAUCCAAUAUUAAAAAUGAACUAAAAUAUGUAGAUAUAUUAAUAUGCGGUGAUAAAAAUAGUGGAAAGACUACUUUUUUAAAUUGUAUAAGUUGUGUAGAUCAUUUUAAUUCUAAUAAGUAUAAUAUAUCAUUACUUAAUGAUAAAACGAAUGUUAAAAAUGAAAUAAAAAGUAAUAAGGAAAUAAUAUGGAAUUACAAUAAACUAGAACUAUUGUCUUAUAUACCAAUAAUUUUUUCAAAAUUCACAAAUAGAAAUUAUGAUGUGCUUAAAAAGGAAUUUAAAAAAAAUUUUUUGGAUACUGAUAUUUGUGAAUCUUCUAUUUUCAUAACAGCAGAUGAUUUAAGUUUUAUUAAUUAUGAAUUUAAUUUAUGUAGCAAUUCGUUCAUUAAUGAUUUUGAUUAUAUUAAGAUAAAUUUUUGUGAAUACGGCGAAGAUCUUUUUCGUAAAAUAAAAAAAUAUUAUAACAUAUUGAAAAAUUACAAUGAACAUUUAGAAAUGAAAAACGAAAAUGAAGAAGGAGGAAAUAAUAAAAAAAAAUAUGAAGGAAUAGAAAUAUGUGACAGAUUGUGGGAAACGAAUAAAAACAUAAAAAAAUUAUUUUCUUCUUAUAACAUUAGGAAUAUAAUUGAAACAGCUUUAUUAAGAAUAAAAGAGACAAAAUAUAUUAAUUAUUUUAUCAAUUUAAAAAAGUGCUUUCUAUUAAUUAAAUCAAGUAAACUUAUUUACAAUAUUUUGAUAGAAAAAGAAUUUAAAAAGUCUAAAAAUAACUUAAAAAUAAAAAAAAAAAAUAAAGUAACUUUUAAUUCACUAUUAAAUAAUAUGUAUUCAAAGAACACUAUACUUAUACAUGAUGAUAAUAAGUUAUAUAAUAAAUUAAAAAAAAAAAAAAAAAAAAAAAUUUUUUUAACCUUAAAUGAAGAACAUUUAUCGAAUACUUUCCAUUAUUUAAAUAUUAUAAAAGAUUUAAAUAAUUACGACAAAAAAGAAAUGCUUUAUGUAAUAUGUCGUUUUUUUGAUUUUGAAAAAUUGAGUAAAAGGUUUAGCAUAUAUUUUAAUUUAAAUUAUAAUUUGAAUAUUUUUAAUAGAGUGAUAAAUAAAGUAGAAAAUAGAGAGAAUGUAAAGAACAUAAAUGUGAAAGCCGUUUAUUAUUUAAUAAAAAAGUGUGUUAAUAAAAAAUGGAAAAUUCAAAAAAGAAAAAAAAAAAAAAAUAAUGAUAUGGUUUUUAAAUAUUAUUCUGAAAAGAAACUUAAAUACUUGAAUAAAACUAAAGAAAAAAAAAGUGAUAAAACGAGCUGUUCUAACAAUUGUACUAUUAUUAUAAAUAACAGUAGCAUAAAAAAAAAAAUUAAUUUUUUAUUAAAGGAAGCAUUAGAAAUUCGUAAUUUUUUUAAAAUAUUUUAUGAUGAAUAUAUAUAUAAGAACAAAAAUCGAUCAUACGUAAGAAAUUUAGUAAAAGAAAACUUUGAUAUAUGUUUUUUAUUUAUGAAAUUUUGUUUUUAUUACAUUCAAAUUAAUAACUCUUCUACAGUUCUUAAUAAGUUAACCAUUCAUAAUAUCAUAUAUUUAAGACAGAUUGAUAUAAUCAAAAAAGAUCAAUUUAUCUAUCACAGUAUUUGUAUUCCAUCUUGUGUUCAUGCAUUUAUAAAUAUAUUAAAAAUUAAUUAUAAAAGUGAAGUGUUUCAUUCUGUAGAGAACUACAAAACGUUUUUAUUAAAAUUUAUCUUAUAUGGUUUAGCUUAUUAUAAAUUAAAAAAAAAUAGUUACGAUUUUUAUACAAAUAAAAUAAAAACAAAUCAUAUAUGUUACUUUACUCGUGAUAUUAUUAUAAAUUCUAUUGCAGACUUAUUUGAAAAGAAAUUAAAUGAAAAAAAAAGUUAUGGGAAUGUUAAAAAAAUUUCAAAAAAAGAAAAUAAAGCAUUAUCAGUUAGUAGAAAAUGUAAAAAAAAUAUGAAAACAUUAAAAAAAAUAAUUAAUAGUAUAGAUAUUAAUAUACCACCAUUCAUUAUAAUAAAUAAUAUAAAAACAAACUGGGUAUAUUUUAAAAAUUACAUGAUUUUGUCUAAGAUGUGUUCUUAUUUUAAAGGAUCUACUUAUAUAUAUCCUAAUAUAUGUUUUGAAAUAAUAAUGAAUUUUAAUUCAAAUAGUAAUGUUGAAGAUAUCUUUAUAUCAAAAACAGAACAACAACAAAAUUAUUUUACACUUUGUUUUCUUCCAUUGCAUAAUAUUUUCUUUAAAAACAAAAUUAAAAAAAAGAAAGUUUUGCAUUUUCCUUUUAACCAUAAAUUACUUAAAUAUUUUAAUGAUAACAUUCUAGUAAAGAAAAAAAAAAAUAGCUAUUUAUUAUUAAACUUAUUGUGUAAUAAAUUUUUUAAUAUGUUUAAAAAAUUUUUAAUAUAUUAUAAAAACAAAAAUUAUGAUAUUAAAGUAGAUUUUAUUUUUAUAUUAUUAAAUUAUGUAAUGGAUAUAUAUUACUUAAUGUGCUAUGAGAAAAAAAAAAUUCAUAUUUCUAAUAAAAAAGACUUUAUUAUAACUAAUGACGAAUGUUUUAUCAAUGAAAAAAUUAAGGUUAAAGAAAAUAAAAUUAAAAAAAUUAUUUUUCUUAUUGAUGAAAAUAAUGUUAUAUUUAAUUCAACCUUUUUUCUUUGGGAGGAUUUAAAAUAUAAAAAAAAAUAUUCUUUAAAAAAUAAAUAUAUAAAAUAUUUAGAAAAACAUUUGUUCUUUUCAAUUUUGUGUAAAUAA
Molecule: messenger RNA, 2961 nt
Organism: Plasmodium relictum
Lineage: Eukaryota; Apicomplexa; Aconoidasida; Haemosporida; Plasmodiidae
Product: conserved Plasmodium protein, unknown function
Exons: 1
Coding region: 1-2961 (986 amino acids)
Source: RefSeq, a predicted model, not a curated record